This is a messenger RNA of Ananas comosus (pineapple), 1406 nucleotides long. Its product is annotated as oligopeptide transporter 5-like. Lineage: Eukaryota; Viridiplantae; Streptophyta; Magnoliopsida; Poales; Bromeliaceae. Gene Ontology annotation, molecular function: oligopeptide transmembrane transporter activity. Gene Ontology annotation, biological process: transmembrane transport. The transcript is spliced from 4 exons. The record is from RefSeq and is a predicted model, not a curated record. The annotation marks the transcript as partial.
GUGAAGUGCAUGAUGAUUCUCCGAUAGAGGAGGUGAGGCUCACGGUUCCGACGACCGACAACAAGGAUUUGCCGGUGCUUACACUCCGAACAUGGGUCCUGGGCCUCAGUUCAUGUGCCCUUUUAGCCUUUCUCAGUGAAUUCUUCAUGUAUCGCCAGAAUCAGAUCGGGUUAGACUCAACCUUGCCACAACUAGGCCUCCUUGCGGUCGGAAGAUUGAUGGCCGCGACCCUCCCCGCAAAGUCCUUGAGAAUCCCGUGGACCGGAUGGAAGGUUUCGCUCAAUCCCGGGCCCUUCAAUAUCAAAGAGCACGCGCUCGUCAUGAUUCUAGCUUCGUCUGGUUUUUCGAUCCCUUAUGCCAGUGCAGUGGUACCUCAAAUGAAAGUGUUCUACCACAGGGAGAUUAAUCCCUGGGCUGCUCUCCUGUUGAUCCAAACAUCUCAGGUGAUGGGUUAUGGGUUUGCUGGUGUGUUUAUGAAGUUCCUUGUGGACUCUCCGUACAUGUGGUGGCCUGCGACUUUAGUUGAUGUUUCUACCUACAGGGCACUUCAUGAGGUCGAAGUGAGACAAAAGGGAGCCCUAACUAAAAUUCAGUUCUUCGCGAUUGUCGCCGUCUCGAGCUUUGCUUACUAUGUCGUUCCCAACUACUUCUUCCCCUCGAUCACGGCCCUAUCAUUCGCCUGCUGGAUUUGGAAGAGCUCAAUCACGGCGCAACAGAUUGGGUCAGGCAUUUCUGGUCUCGGGCUCGGGUCGAUCGGGCUUGACUGGUCGACCAUCUCUAUGAUCGGCAACCCCAUGGCCAAUCCAGCAUUCGCAACAUUUAACAGGCUCGCCGGGUUCAUCCUCAUGCUUUACGUCGUAACUCCCCUCGUUUACUGGAGGAAUGUAUACAAUGCCAGAAGAUUUCCUAUUUUCAGCCCGGGGACAUUCGACGAGGCCGGCGGGAAAUACAACAUUUCAAGGGUGCUGGACAGCAAAAGAUUUGAGCUGGAUAAGAGUGCAUAUGAGGAAUACUCGCCAUUGUACAUGAGUGCAUUCCUGGUGGUUUCCUACGGUUUUCAUUUUGCGGCGUUAAUAGCUACUCUAGUCCAUGUGGCUCUUUACAACGGGAGGUCGAUAUGGCAACAGUACAAACAAGCGAGUUCGAGUUCAAGUAGAUCGGACGACAUCCACACUCGAUUGAUGAAGAACAACUACAAGUCCAUCCCGCAAUCGUGGUUUAUCGUGCUACUGUUAAUGAUGCUUGGUUUAUCAAUACUAACAGUUGAAGGAUUCGGGAAACAAUUCCAACUUCCUUUUGUGGGGAUCCUGUUGGCAUGCGCCAUGGUUUUUAUUCUCCUCCUACCUUUCGGGGUUCUCGUGGCUACAACAGGCCUGGUGAGUUUAAGAUCUCAUAGAAUUAAUUAA